Molecule: messenger RNA, 2318 nt
Organism: Aspergillus aculeatus ATCC 16872
Lineage: Eukaryota; Fungi; Ascomycota; Eurotiomycetes; Eurotiales; Aspergillaceae
Exons: 2
Coding region: 117-2114 (665 amino acids)
Biological process (GO): protein import into peroxisome matrix, docking
Cellular component (GO): cytosol; peroxisomal membrane
Molecular function (GO): protein binding
Source: RefSeq, a predicted model, not a curated record
UCUCUCCCCCCUCCCUCUCUCUUCUACCACUGGUUCUCCCUUGUCCUAUUUUCAAAACAUAUGAACUAUUCUACGUGAGGACUGAAUAGCGCGGUCGCUGCACAUAUUACCACAACAUGUCGUUCCUUGGUGGCGCCGAGUGCUCUACAGCCGGAAACCCGCUGACGCAGUUUACAAAGCAUGUUCAAGAUGACAAGUCCCUGCAACGUGAUCGCCUCGUCGGACGCGGUCCGGGAGGCAUGCAGGAAGGCAUGCGGUCUAGAGGAAUGAUGGGUGGUCAAGAUCAGAUGAUGGACGAAUUUUCUCAACAACCCGGCCAACUACCGGGCGCUAGCCCUCAGCCCUUCGCGAUGGAACAACUCAGACGUGAACUGGACCAGUUUCAGAACGCACCCCCGCGGACAGGAUCUCCGGGCUGGGCGGCGGAGUUCGAUGCCGGUGAGCAUGCACGGAUGGAGGCCGCCUUCAAUGGGUCCCAAGGUCCGAUGAUGAACGCUCCCGCGGGAUUCAACCCGGCCGAAUUCGCCCGAUUCCAACAACAGAGUCGAACUGGCAUGCCCCAGGCGGCUCACCCCUCCGUCGCCUCCGCCCCGUCCCCGAUGCUGGCUGGUUACCAGCGCCCUAUGGGCUACAUGGGCAUGGGGGGUAUGGGGAUGAUGCAUCAGAACUUCGGCCCGAUGGCCAUGCACCAGCAGCAGCAGCAACCGGCCGAGGCCGUCACGCAGGACAAAGGCAAGGGGCGGAUGGUGGAGCUCGAUGACGAGAACUGGGAGGCGCAGUUCGCGGAGAUGGAGACGGCGGAUACCCAGACGCUGGACGAUGCGGCCAACGCAGCCAUGGAGGCAGAGCUGAAUGAGCUGGACAGGUCAGUCCCCACCACCACCUCCACCACCACUACUACCGCCAAUGAGGAGAGUUUCGAUGCGUUUGAGAACGUGUGGCAAAGAGUUCAAGCUGAGGCGGCAGUAACUAGGAAACUGGCGGACGGUGAGACCGAUUUCAACAUCGACGAGAACCUUCACAUGGGCGAUAUGGGUGACUGGGAUGGAUUCGAGACCCUCAACACGCGGUUCCGCAACCCGCAACUAGGCGAGUACCUGUUCGAGGAAGACAAUGUUUUCCAGAAUGUCAACAACCCAUUCGAAGAAGGUGUCAAGAUUAUGAGGGAGGGUGGCAACUUGUCUCUGGCUGCGCUGGCCUUCGAGGCGGCGGUCCAGAAGGACCCACAGCACGUACAGGCUUGGACGAUGUUGGGGACCGCGCAGGCCCAGAACGAGAAAGAACUGCCCGCGAUUCGAGCUCUGGAGCAAGCCCUGAAGAUCGAUGCUGGCAACUUGGAUGCGCUCAUGGGUCUGGCCGUCUCUUACACAAAUGAGGGCUACGAUUCUACCGCCUACCGUACUUUGGAGCGCUGGCUCUCCGUCAAAUACCCGCAGAUUAUCAAUCCCAAGGAUGUAUCCGAAGACGCUGACCUUGGGUUCACGGAUCGUCAGCUGCUCCAUGACCGGGUCACCGAUCUCUUCAUCCAGGCUGCUCAACUGUCUCCGUCGGGUGAGCAGAUGGACCCGGACGUGCAGGUGGGUCUGGGUGUCCUGUUCUACUGCGCAGAAGAGUACGACAAGGCAGUCGACUGCUUCUCGGCUGCGCUGGCCUCGACGGAGUCUGGAACUACCAACCAGCAGGAGCAGCUGCAUCUACUCUGGAACCGUCUCGGUGCCACGCUGGCCAACUCCGGUCGGUCCGAGGAGGCCAUCGAGGCGUACGAGCAGGCGCUGAACAUCAACCCCAACUUCGUCCGGGCUCGCUACAACCUGGGCGUUUCCUGCAUCAACAUUGGCUGCUACCCGGAGGCCGCGCAGCACCUCCUGGGCGCUUUGUCGAUGCACCGGGUCGUCGAGCAAGAGGGUCGGGAACGGGCGCGCGAGAUCAUCGGCGGCGAGGGAGGCAUCGCCGACGAACAGCUGGAACGCAUGCUCCAUGUCAGCCAGAACCAAAGCACCAACCUGUACGACACGCUGCGGCGGGUGUUCAGCCAGAUGGGACGGCGGGACCUGGCCGAUCAAGUCGUGGCCGGGAUGGACGUCAACGUGUUCCGGAAGGAAUUCGAGUUCUAGAGCGGUUCUGCUGGCAGGAAGCAUAGAGAGUUUGAAUUUGAUCAGAUUUAUUCAUGUAUGUAUGUUCCUUUUGAAAUGAGGUGAUGGGGGUAGAUGAGAUACCAAUUGUAGCAGCAUGGCAGCAUAGCAGCAGAGCAGCAGAGCAACAACAUUUGAGACUAUACAAUACAAGAUUGUGCGGCUGCAGAAGAUAAUCAAGAAUGC